This is a messenger RNA of Sinocyclocheilus anshuiensis, 2189 nucleotides long. RefSeq names its product serine/threonine-protein kinase PINK1, mitochondrial-like. The transcript has 6 exons. Bases 77 to 1381 code for a protein of 434 amino acids. Gene Ontology annotation, biological process: protein phosphorylation; positive regulation of mitochondrial fission; regulation of apoptotic process. The record is from RefSeq and is a predicted model, not a curated record. Gene Ontology annotation, cellular component: mitochondrion. Gene Ontology annotation, molecular function: ATP binding; protein serine/threonine kinase activity. NCBI's taxonomy places the organism in Eukaryota, Metazoa, Chordata, Actinopteri, Cypriniformes, Cyprinidae.
GUAGGGAGAAGUUGGGUCGGUAACGGGCCCAGUUGUUCUCUGUCAUCGUGAAAUUUAGUUCUUUACUCGGCUCAAAAUGUCAGUGAAGCAUGCUUUCAGUCGGGGGUUGGAGCUGGGGAGGUCGCUUCUCCAGCUGGGGCUCUUCAAACCAGCCGGCCGUGUGGCAGCGAAGCUCCGCGGUGAGCGGCUGCGUGUGACCCGCUCGACCCGCACCGUCCAGCCGCAGACCUUCCUGCCCGCUCGGUUCCGCUUCUUCCGCCGGUCUCUCAGCCGGCUGGCCGCCCAGCUCCAGUCCGCGGCUUUCAGGAGAGGGGUUGGAGGUGGUGCUCCCAGAAACAGAGCUGUUUUCCUGGCUUUUGGUGUGGGUUUGGGGCUGAUUGAACAGCAGCUGGAGGAGGACAGGACAAGCGCUGCUCUGUGUCAGGAGAUACAGGCCGUAUUCAGAAAGAAGAAGUUCCAGACCCCUCUGAAGUCUUUUACAUUGGGGUACAAGUUGGAGGACUAUGUGAUCGGGAAACAGAUCGGGAAAGGUUGCAAUGCAGCGGUUUAUGAGGCAGCGGCUCAAUUAACUAGUUACCCAUGCAGCCUGCGGCAGUACCUGGGGGUGUGUGUGCCGAACCGGAUGCAGGCAUCUGUCAUGCUGCUGCAGCUGCUGGAAGGAGUGGAUCACCUGUGCAAGCAGGGCAUCGCUCACAGAGACCUCAAAUCAGACAAUGUGCUCCUGGAGUUUGACAGUACCAGGUGUCCCACACUGGUGAUCACUGACUUCGGCUGUUGUCUGGCAGAGGAUUUGGGCCUCAAACUGCCCUUCAACAGCUGCUGGGUUAACAGAGGGGGAAACGCCUGUCUGAUGGCACCUGAGGUGGCCACAGCAGUUCCAGGUCCAGGGGUGAUGAUAGAUUACAGUAAAGCAGACGCCUGGGCUGUAGGGGCCAUCGCCUAUGAGCUCUUCGGUCAGCCGAACCCCUUCUACAGCUCAGAGGGACUGGAGAGCCGCACUUAUCAGGAACAACAGCUUCCUCCACUUCCUGCUUCUGUACCUGAUGAUGUACAGCUAGUAGUGAUGCUACUGCUACGCAGAAACACGCGCAAGCGCCCCAGUGCACGUGUGGCAGCUAACAUGCUUCACAUCAGCCUGUGGGGCAAGCGUGUGUUGGCCAGCUUGGAUCGGGUCAGAACGGAUGAGCUGAAGGACUGGCUGCUGUGUCAGUCUGCUGUGGUGCUGCUGAAGGGUCGUGGGUCCGGCGGGAGCAACGUGGAAGCCGAACUCCAGAGAUGCUUCCUCGCCAACAUAGACCUGGAGGACCUCCGCGCCGCAGUCAGCUUCCUCAUGUAUGGACAAGAGCAGUGGAAAUCCCUGCUAGCGCACUACACUGUGUGAGAGUGAGUGUUUACUAGAGAAACAAGCACAGCUUUCAUUUUUUGUAGAUUGUGGAAGCACUUUAAUUUUAAUGUCCAUCACUGACAUAUUUUGAAAUGAUGGCAGUUUAUGCAUUUGCACUUUUCACUAUAUAUAUAUAUACACAUUAAGAAUACGUUAUGCUGUUGAUGACUCUUUAGAAUAACAGCUUAAACCAGGUACAAAUUCAUGCCUAAUGUAAUGCAUUAAUAUUCACAGUAUACUGAAUAUUGCUUAAAAAAGUAGGCAAAUGAAUGCAGAAUAAAUUAUAUAGUUGGUGUUUUUCUGACAGGAUAUUCAAUACAAAUUUGAUUUUAACUUUUGGCAACUGAUUGCAUCAUGAAAUGUGUUACUGGAGCAGAGUUGGUUGGAGGGGUUGAAAAAGCAAUUGGGAUUUGUGAUGUCACUUCAGAGAUUGAGCAAGUGAUUAUAUUUGGAUGAAUUCGCUAUUACAAUCUUUGGAAUAACUUGUUUUGAUGAAUUGUAUAAUAUUGUGCAUGCGCAUUAAAAGUAAACAGGGUGAAUUUUGAAUGCAUGUUGACUUCAUGGUACAUAGCCUGGAAAGGAGAUAAAUGGCAAAAACAAUAAAGAAUUUGAAUAGUAUUGAAAUAAUGUGUUCAUUUGCAUGUGGCAAUAAAACAGUUUGGCGAUAAAUUACACGUUAAUAUUUACACUGCAGUAUAUUAUCAUUGUGAUAUUUGCAUUGCUUUGGAAUAAAUUGCAUUGCCCAAGAAGAAUGGGUAUAGUGCACCAGUCCUCGCAGAAAUGCAUACAACAUUAUAUAUAUAGA